UGUUUUUUUCACACAAAAAUACAGAGCAAAGCAGAAAAAGAAUGAUGUCCGGUGUGUGCAUGUGUGUGUUCCUGUGUGUGUGUUCCUGUGUGUGUGUGUGUGUGUGUGGGGUGGGAAGGACUCAGAGCUGCUGUGAGCAGAUGCGUGUCAGUCAUCAGCGGUGAAUCAGAGGGGGAGGAUGAAGCUUCUACUGAGCAGUCUGCUACUCGCCUCCUUUUGUGCCCUCUCAUCUUGGAGUGUUUCAUCUGCCGGUGAAUCUGCUGUUAGCCAGAGCCAUGAUGUCUCUGUGGUGGAGGGGGAGACGGUAGAGAUCACCUGCUGCUGGACACUAGAGUAUGAAACUGUCAGAGUUAUAUGGCAGAAAAAUAAAACAGAGUUAACGAGGAAACAGAUGAUCUUCAAGAAUUACUCUUAUGGAUCACUGCAAAAUAAGACAUCUAACUGCUCACAACUGACCUUAAUGCAUGUCACAAGAGGCGAUUCAGGGACAUACAUCUGCAGGGUGAUAGUGGAAAUACCCAAUCUCAUUGAGGUGCUAGGAAAUGGUACCGUCCUCACAGUCACUGCUAAGAACAACACAACAGGGCCCAAGUUGCCCCUCAUCACUUCCCUGGCUGUGGUGUCUCCGUUGCUCCUCAUUGCUCUCGUGUGUGUCUGCGCUCUGCAACGAAGACAAGUGCAUGCCACCAGGGUGAUCUACGAGGUUCCCCACAUUGACUCUGAGGAGGUAGAAAUGGACAAACACAGCACCAGCUCAUCCAGAGGGUCUUCUCAGUGGUGUCAGGUACCAGUGUAUGAAUCCUUCGAUUACUUUGAACGUGUCGAGACCAAAGAAAGUGGAUGAGGAUGUGCUGAUCAUGGAAACUUUCCCAUCUUUUGCUAGUUUUGAUACUUUUCAGCAUGUAUAUAAUGUACAUUCUUUCACUCACCUUUACUUGAAUUGUGUACUUUUGUAUAUUAGGAUUUUACAUGAAAUAUAUGUAAUAUGUAAAUAUUUUAUAUUUUUCCAUAAACUCAGUUCUCGCUA
This is a messenger RNA of Pungitius pungitius (ninespine stickleback), 1027 nucleotides long. RefSeq lists its product as uncharacterized. Gene Ontology annotation, biological process: B cell receptor signaling pathway; B cell differentiation. NCBI's taxonomy places the organism in Eukaryota, Metazoa, Chordata, Actinopteri, Perciformes, Gasterosteidae. Gene Ontology annotation, cellular component: B cell receptor complex; external side of plasma membrane. The transcript has 5 exons. The coding region runs from base 179 to 844 and encodes 221 amino acids. The record is from RefSeq and is a predicted model, not a curated record.